AUGCAUUCAAUAACUGAAGAAGAUUUGAAAGUAAUUUUUGAUAAUUCAUAUUCAUAUAAAUUAUAUAAUGAGUUCAAUGAAAAUGCGAAUGAUGAAAAUGAAUUAAAAAAAAAUUAUUGUAGCAAGAUAGAUAAUUCUCAAGGUAAAAAUAGUGAGUUAGCUGAUAUAUGUAUUAAGCUUGCAAGAAAUUUAUCCAAAAUUAAUACGAGUAAGAAUCGUAAAGGUUUAUGUUUACAUUUUGUUUACUGGAUAUAUGAUAAAAUAUGGAAACUGACAAGAAAUAAUUCGAAUAAUAAUUUCGACAUUACACUUAUUAAUGAACUUUAUAAUGUAGGAAAAUUUAUAAACAAAAAUUAUAUAUCAUAUCCUUGCCCAUAUUAUUACUGUAAUCAAAAUAUUUUGAAAGAUUGGAACGAAGAAAAAAUGUUGCAUGAUUACAUUAUGAAUUUUGACAAUGUUGUAAGUAAUUAUUGUUCAAAACAAGAGAAUAAAAAAAAUGUAUUUGAAAAUUAUAUUAAUUACAUGAGAACUAUAUACCCGAAACAUAAAAAAGAUUGUUGUCCUUAUAUGGAUAAUAACUGCUCAGAAUAUUUUUCAUGUGAUGAUGUAUAUAAUCCAGAAAAAUUCUUCUCACAACUAGCAUGUAAUGGUGAUAAAGCUCAUGUUAUAACGGAUAGUGAAAAAUAUGAUUGGAUUUAUAGAGGCGAACAUAAAUAUUUUAGAUGUACAGAAAUGGAAGACAAAAAUGAUUUUAAAUAUAGCCUAUGUUCUGAAUUACCAUAUAAUUUAUCUGUUAAUAAUAACGCUCAUGAGAGCCCAAAAAGGGAAAAAGUUUGGUCUUAUAGAGGUUCUCAGAAAGGAAAUAAUAUAUUACUGGAAAAUAAAAAACAGUUAACUACAAAUAAAAAAGUUUGCGAAAUUAAUUUAGGAAAUGAUGAAUCAGGUAAAUGUAUAGAACCAGAUGUGCGUGAAACUGGAGCUAUUGGAUAUCAAGCGGAGAACGCUGAUUCCCAAAAAAUGAUUAGGUUUUUAAGUAGUAUAACAUCUGGUUCUUCAGCUAGUUCAAGGGAAGAAAGUAAUAUCAUGAAUAACACUUUUACUCGAAUAGGUGCCUCAACCCUUUUAGUAGCGGGUGUAUCAUUAAUUUUAUUCCUAUAUUAUAAAUUUACACCCUUUGGGUCAAUGAUGCGCCGAAAAAUUUUAAUGAAAUCAGGGGAUAAGUAUAAUGAUAAGAAGUACCUUGAAGAUUAUGCUAUGGGUGAUGUUAGACCUAAUUUUCAGAAAAAAUUAUCCAACCGUGCACAAAAAAAUACAAAUGUAAAUAAACAAAGGGGACGAACACGUAUAACUUAUCAUCCUACAUAA
Plasmodium gonderi is the source of this 1365-nucleotide messenger RNA. Its product is annotated as variable surface protein. The coding region runs from base 1 to 1365 and encodes 454 amino acids. The transcript has 3 exons. The record is from RefSeq and is a predicted model, not a curated record. NCBI's taxonomy places the organism in Eukaryota, Apicomplexa, Aconoidasida, Haemosporida, Plasmodiidae.